This is a messenger RNA of Macadamia integrifolia, 1203 nucleotides long. Its product is annotated as F-box protein PP2-B10-like. The transcript has 3 exons. Gene Ontology annotation, molecular function: protein binding. The record is from RefSeq and is a predicted model, not a curated record. The coding region runs from base 55 to 963 and encodes 302 amino acids. NCBI's taxonomy places the organism in Eukaryota, Viridiplantae, Streptophyta, Magnoliopsida, Proteales, Proteaceae.
CAAGUGCGAAGGCUAACACAAGAAGAAGAAGAAGAAGAAGAAGAAGAAGAAGCAAUGGAGGAAGGAAACACCGUAGAUCUCUACGUCUUACCGGAAGACUGUAUCUCCAACAUUCUAUCCCUAACAUCUCCCCGAGAUGCGUGUAGGUCGUCGGUGAUCUCUUCUGUUUUCCGAUCAGCGGCGGAUUCUGACUCUGUAUGGGAAAGAUUCUUACCCUCCAAUUACCGCCAGAUCCUGUCGUCAUCAUCGGUGUUGUCUGCGUCCCCAUCAGUUUUCUUGUCAAAGAAGGAGCUCUUUCUCCAUCUCUGUGAUAACCCCGUUCUCAUCGAUAAGGGCACUAUGAGCUUCGCGUUGGAGAAAUGCAGUGGGAGAAAAUGUUACAUGAUUGGAGCAAGAGAGCUUUCGAUUGUCUGGGGAGAUACUCCAUCGUAUUGGAACUGGCGACCCCUUCCUGAAUCCAGGUUCUCGGAGGUUGCGGAGCUCGUAAACGUGUGUUGGCUGGAAAUCCAUGGCAAGAUGGAGACACGGCUACUUUCUCCAAACACGACAUACGUAGCCUACCUGGUGCACAAGUUAACCGACUCUGCCUACGGAUUUGAGUUUUCGCCGGCCGAAGUCUCAGUCAAAUUAGCCAGUAGAGGUGGUGGUGGUGGUGGUGAAGAAAUGAAGUCAGUGUAUUUGAAUCCACUAGGGAGAAAGAGGCGGCAGCUUGGAACUGCUAGGGGCAUUGGAGUUUUCUCAAGGAGUCUCAGUUUCUUGAGGCCUCUGGAACCAGUGCAAAAGGAGGGUCAGGUACCCAAGAAGAGAGAAGAUGGGUGGAUGGAGAUAGGGAUGGGUGAGUUCUUUAACGAUAGAGGUGCGGAUGGAGAGGUAGAGAUGACUCUCAUGGAGGUUAAGGGUGGCAAUUGGAAAUCUGGCCUCAUCAUCCAAGGCAUUGAGCUCAGACCCAAAAAGAACCAAUGAAAACACAGUCACCCUUAUGGGUCUCUGUUCCUUCCACAGAUGUUAUUUUAUUUUCCCAAAUAGUGCAAAGAUGCCACAAUUUGGGUUUGGGGCCCAUGUGAAGUUCUUCAUUUUCUUGUAAGUGGUGCAGGCCAAGAAAGUCGACAACCUUUCCAUCUUAUUGUACCUCUUUUGGUAAAAUUCUUGCCAGCUUGUACUUUCUUGUUGGUAUUGGAUGUGGAUGUCAAAAGCUUUUACCAA